UAUUGUCUCAAAUUAGAUGUGUUUUUCUUUGCUGUUGGUUCUAAAGGAGAGAGCAGGGAAUUGUUUCUGAAGAAACUUCCUGUUAGAAUGCCUUACAUCAAUGUGGCUGCAGCUCUGCAGAUUUGUGCACUGCUGUCUGCACUGCCUGCACAAUAUUUCAUAUCCCAGUGGUAUGGAACAGACUCUGCUCAGCGCAUCCAAAUAACAGAAAGGGUCAUUGCCUCUUGGAGAAGCUUUGCAAAACCUUACUUGAGUCUGGAUGCAUGGGCAGAUCGUUUAAAGCUGUGGCUGUCAAAGACAAGGAAUUGGUACUAUGGAGCAAAGAAAACUCUAAGUGGUGAUAAUGAACCAGAACCCUAUUCUUAUUUUGCAGAAUCAACUCACAUUCACAGUCCAAAGCCUGAAUAUAUUCAGUUCAGUGUGGGACAGGUAAUAGUUCACAAGAAAUUUGGCUAUUCUGGAGUCAUUAUUGGAUGGGAUGUGAAAGCUAACACUCCAGGAGAACGGCUGCAACAGAAAUAUCCUCCAGUGAAACAGGAUCUAAAAGGUACUCCUCACUAUCGAAUUCUAAUUAACAAAGCAAAUGGAUUUGGCAAAUCUACAGCUUACAUUCCUGAGGAAGAGAUAACAAUUAUUAUGGGAUUGGAGGUGCACCACCCUGAUAUGAAAGCCUAUUUCAGUGGAUAUGAUGGAACAAAAUACAUCAUGCAGCCAUGGUUGAAAAAGAUCUAUCCUCACGACUGAAGGGUUUGUACAUGUAAUGUACAACCACACAAUGUAUUUCCUUUUUAAAUGGGAGCAAAUAAAACUCCUGUAUAUUUUUUUCUAUGAUGAAAUAAAACAUUCCUAGGUA
Molecule: messenger RNA, 853 nt
Organism: Pezoporus flaviventris
Lineage: Eukaryota; Metazoa; Chordata; Aves; Psittaciformes; Psittacidae
Exons: 7
Coding region: 88-744 (218 amino acids)
Molecular function (GO): DNA binding
Source: RefSeq, a predicted model, not a curated record